This is a messenger RNA of Dictyostelium purpureum, 3573 nucleotides long. RefSeq lists its product as uncharacterized. Gene Ontology annotation, cellular component: cytoplasm. The transcript is spliced from 3 exons. The record is from RefSeq and is a predicted model, not a curated record. NCBI's taxonomy places the organism in Eukaryota, Evosea, Eumycetozoa, Dictyosteliales, Dictyosteliaceae. Bases 1 to 3573 code for a protein of 1190 amino acids. Gene Ontology annotation, molecular function: ATP binding; protein binding; protein serine/threonine kinase activity. Gene Ontology annotation, biological process: protein phosphorylation.
AUGACUGUAGUUUUAGAUAAUGAAAUUAGAAAUUAUCUAAAUGCAGAAUGGGAUGAUAUUGAAGCUUUGGGCAAAGGUGUUCAUUCAAUUGUUUUAAAAGCAAAGAAAAGAAACGGGGACUUUAAUGGAAAGAAGGUAGAAUUCUGUACAAUUAAAUCUGUAAAAAAACAAGUUCAUUUAGUCAAUGAAAAUAUUUACUUUGAACAAGAUCCAAAAAAAGAAAGAGAAAUUUUAGAAAAGCUUGGUUCUCAUAACAAUUUAUUAGAUUACUAUGGACAUACUGAAGAUGUUAAAACUCAAACUACAUAUUUCUAUUUCGAAUAUUUAGAAGGUUUCACAUCGAUUCAAUCCAAGUUACUAAAAGAGCCAACUUAUUUCAGAGCAGAGGAAGAGACAAUGAAAAGAAUAGCACUGCAAUUGGUACUUGUCCUAAAUUAUCUUCAUCACACUUUAAAUAUAAUGCAUAGAGAUAUUACACCCGACAAUGUUUUAAUAGAUGGAGAAUGCAACAUAAAACUAAUCGAUUUUGGCCAAUCAAAAGAAUUUGCUCAUUUUGAUUCAAGUUUAAAUAAUAAUUAUAAUUGGUCAUUAUUAGGCAAAGAAGAAUAUAUCGCGCCUGAAGUUAAAGUUAAUCAUUCAAAUUUUUCAAUUAUUUCAAAAAUAUCUAGUAAUUCUUUAAAAAAUAGUUUAUCUAAUAGUAUUAAUACCAAUAAUAAUAGCAGUGAUAACGAUCAAAGUGGAAACAUUUCGCCGUGUAAUGUAGAAUUAAUAGAUUCACCAGAUAUUCCAAGUGUUUAUAAUAGUAAUAGUAAUAAUAGUAAUGUCGAUAUAAAUUUAUUUGGUAUUGGUUCAACUUUAUCUUUAAAAAGUCUUAGAAAAAUAGAUAUAUGGAGUUUAGGCUGUUUAGUUCUUCAUAUUUCUGGUGGUGAUCCAAAAAUUAUUUCAUCAAGUUUCGAACCCAUUGUUCCCGAUAGUGUUUCUUUUAAUGGUAGAAAUUUUAUUCAAAAGUGUUUAAUUCAAGACCCAGAUCUUAGAUUUGAUACAACAUUACUUUUAAAACAUAGAUUUCUGGAAAAAUCUUAUUUAUUACAACAACAACAGGAUAACUCUUUUGGGGACAAUCAAAAAAUCGAAGACGAGCAAGAGAUAAGUUUUGGUAUUGGUAGUGAAAAUGUUUAUUAUUUAGGAAAUGAGGAAAUUUUAAAAGAGAACUCAAUCCCAAACUAUAUAACAACUAUUGUUUUUAAUGACUCUUUUGAUCAAGAUAUUAAAUAUGACUACCUUCCACAUAAUCUCAAGCAUCUCCAUUUCAACAGAUCAUUUAACAAAUUAGAUUUCUUAGAAUUACCAGAGUUUAAUUUAUCAACAUUAAAAUAUUAUCAGCAAUUUAAAAUACCUAUAAAACCAAGACAAUUACCGAAAAGCAUUGUUAAACUAGUUCUACCAAAUUAUAGUUUAGAAAUUAGAAAAAAUUCAAUUCCAGCACAAGUAAAGUUUUUAACACUUGGCUAUUUAAAAUCAUUGGAAUCUUUAACAAAUCUACCACCCUCAAUUAUAGAUUUACAAUUUUCUUGUAGUCAAGAGCUAUUUGAUUCCAUAACCCUUGAAGUAUUGCCACCAAAUAUUUCAUUUUUGAAGGUCAAUAACCAAAUUAUAGACUUACCAUUAAAAACAAAAAGCUUGCCACAUCAUUCAAAUAUACCAAUUGAUUCAGAAAUCCCAGAAACUAAAUUUGAAGAUGUUAUAAUCAACAGCCAAAGUGAAUUUCCUAAUUUGAAAAAUAGAAAUAUAAGAUCAAUUACAUUCAAUGAUGAUUUUAAUGAAGAUAUAAAUAGAAAGGAAUUUACUAGCUUAAUUCCAAUUAUUAAAGAAAUGAAAUUUGGUUUUAGAUUUAAUAAAGUAAUCGAUUUCUCAUUACCAAUGUUUUUAAAUAGGUUGAUUUUUGGUGAUAAGUUUAACCAACCCAUUGAAGCUGGUGUUCUACCCUCUCAGUUGGUACAUUUGGAAUUUGGAAGGUGUUUCAAUAGACCAAUCAAAUCUAAAGUUUUUCCAAGUGGUUUAAAGACACUCAAGUUUGGUGAUCAAUUUAAUCAGACUAUUAAUGAAGAUAUACUACCAUCCUCCAUUGAAGUACUCAAGUUUGGAAAUCAAUUCAAUCAACCAAUUUUAUCAGCUCUAUUACCAACAAAUUUAAGAGUGCUUGUGCUUGGUUUGGAUUUUGAUCACAACUUACCACCAGAAUGCUUUUCAUCUAGAAUCUAUGAUAGUUUAGAAGAGUUAUCAAUUUUAUCGGAAAAUCUAUCAUUUGAAAAUAUAUCUAUCUUUUCAAAACCAUUCAAGAAACUAUCAAAAUUUGUUUUCAAUGGUUUAUUCAGAGGAUCAUUACCAGACAAUUUGUUACCACCAUCCAUUGCUUCUCUCGAGCUACCUAACUAUAAUUUCAAGAUUACAAGCAAAGCAAUUCCACAAUCAAUAAAGUCAUUGAAGCUAGGUUGUAAAUAUUCUUUUAUAGACUCUUUGACUCUAUUGCCACCAUCACUGGUAGACCUUUCUUUGGGUUGUUGCGAAGAAGAUAGAGUAUUAAUUACUCAAUCGACAAUACCACAAAAUUUAAAGAAGCUAGUAGUGAAUAACCAAGAUGUUCGAUUACCAAUAGUGUAUAGCAAAGAGCAACUAUUGGAUCUAUCAACUGAAUUAGCAAACAAGCAUUUAGCUUCAAAAAAGAAAAAGAUUAAUGGCACAUGGAUUGUUACUAUCGAAAAUUUUACAAAUAAAAAGGAUCAUUUUUUCAGUUCUGUUUUUAAUUUGGUAGAUUCAAAUUGGAAAUUGAAAUUUUAUUCAACAGGCAAAGAAAGCAAUGGCUUCUUAUCAGUCUAUCUAGUAAAUGAUGAUAUUUGUAAUAAUCCAUUUUUAGAAAAAACUAUAUCAUAUAAAAUUCAUCUUUUAAAUCAAUUAGCUCCAAACUCCUCUUUAGAAAAAAACUCUGCACACAAAUUUACAAAUAAAGAUUUUACUCAUGGUUAUAUAUCGUUUAUAAGUUUAUUUACACUAUUAAACCCAAACUCUGGAUUUUUACUAAACAAUACAUUAAAGUUUAAAAUUAAUAUGAUAUCAAAUACACAAUUGGUAGAUACAAGUGACAAAUUUAGUUUAGAUGUUGGUCAAACUUUUACAUAUAGAAUUCCAAAACUCUCAAAUAAGAUCGAACCCUUUGUAUCACCAAUAUUUGAGUGCUGCGGUCGUUCUUGGGGUUUAAAAAUAUAUCCGAUGGGUCAACCUGCUUCACACUUUAUUUCAAUAUUUUUAGAAAACAUCAAGCCAAGUAAUAAUGAAGAACAUUUCAUUUUUUCACUAGAAUUGGUAAACCAAGUCGAUCAAACCCAAUCAAUUAAAAACUGGAUUAGUAAUAAUUUCUCUUCUAAAAAUCCAAUAUUUGGUUAUCCUAAAUUUUUUGGUGUUUCUUCUCUCUUAGAUCCUGAACUAGGUUUCCUUGUAAAUGACUCUAUAGUAUUAUCGGUAACAAUUAUUCAAGUUUCAAAUAAAAAGAAAAAUUUCUUUAAUUUAAAUAUUUAA